AUGCGGUCGAUAAGCGGACUAUUUUCAGUAUAUUCCCUACUUUCAUUAACAAAAGCAGGCAUAAUACAAGCUGGUGGGGCUGUUAGUGAAGAGUACGACUAUGUCAUCGUGGGCAGUGGUGCAUCUGGCUUAGUCGUAGCUCAUCGUCUGUCUGAAGACCAGAAUAUUAAGGUGCUUGUGAUCGAAGCCGGAGGGUUUGACUAUAACGAUUACCGGGUCAUGGCCCCUGGCUCGGUUGGCCGCGAGUGGGCCGCCGAUCUCGACUAUGGCUUCAAUACUGUUCCCCAGACAUUCCUCAAUGGCGAAACUCGUGGUUACCCUCAAGGCAAGGUAGUCGGUGGAGGAACACUCCUGAACGGUCUGGUGUGGACUAGAGCCUCGUCUUCGGAUUAUGAUUCCUGGGUGGGGGAUCUAGGCAACGAGGGAUGGAGUUGGACCGAUCUCUGGCCCUACUUCACGAGGUCUGAGAACUUUAACGGCACAGUUACCACUAUUGGCACACAGGAGUUAGACAUCGCUGCCAUAACAAGUACACAUGGCCACGACGGUCCAAUAGAAGUGUCUUAUACUCCCUACUACUACGAAGACCAAGCCGAGAGAUUCCUCAAUGGAUGUGCUGAGCUGGGCAUCACGAUUAUUGGCGAUACCAACACCGGUAACAUGACCGGGGCCAGCAUGUCGCCAUCCAGCAUCAAAGGCAUUGCCCAUAGUCGCGACAGUGCCCGAAAGGCCUACUGGAAUCCUAUCGCCGACCACACGAAUUUGGACCUGAUGAUCGAUACCAAGGCGACCCGUAUCUUAUUCGACAGAUCUGGCAAAGAGCCUGUAACAAGCGGUGUUGAGUUUGCCGUAAGCGCGACCGCGAAUGCCAGCACCAUCACGGCUAGCCAAGAGGUCAUUGUUGCCGGUGGUGCUGUCUGGACUCCCACACUGCUGCAGGUUUCAGGCAUUGGUCGUCGUGCUGCUCUCGAGAACAUUGGCGUUGAGGUGGUUAUCGAUCUUCCUGGUGUUGGUAAUAACAUGCAAGACCACCCCAUGGUGUCUCUGACUUACGACUUUGAAGUCCCCGGUCUCUUCACCAGCAACAACCUCACUGGCCAAGAACAGCAAGCCGCCCUCACCGAAUGGGAGCAGUAUGGCACUGGCCCCUACUCCAGCCCCAUGAUCAGCCACCUUGCCUUCCCCUCUCUUGCGAGUAUCGCCAACAACUACUAUGAGCUUAUCCAGAACGUCCGCAAUGGCCAGGUUCAGAACCAACUCCCCACCCACUACGAUGACGGGAUGAAAUGCGGCUACGAGGCCCAGAUUGCCGCCAGCCUCAGCCUCCUAGGACAGGAUAACCUCCCAGUCUGGGAAGUGAUGCCGACUUCUUACGGCGAGCUGACCAUCUCAAUCAUGCACCCCUUCAGCCGUGGCAACAUCACCGCCGCCUCCGCUUCCAUCUUCGACGCGCCCCUAAUCGACCCGCGCUACUGCUCGCACGCGUUCGACUGCGACCUGCUGAUGCGCGGCUUGCGCUGGAACGACCGACUGGUCGCCACCAAGGCCAUGCAGGAGUUGCAACCCGUGCCCCGUGCCGGCUACGGCCCGGCCGUCGAUGACGCGGCGCUGCGCCAGACCCUGUACAACGACCUGCGCACCAACUUUCACCCCAGCAGCACGACGGCCAUGUUGCCACGCAACCAUGGCGGUAUUAUCGACAACCAGUUGCGUGUGUACGGCGUGCAGGGCCUGCACGUUGUCGAUGCUAGUGUCUUCCCCACGAUUCCCGGCGGUCAUCUCCAGGCUGCCGUCUAUGCCACCGCCGAGAAGGCAGCCGAUCUCAUCCAUGGAUCCCAGAGCGAUGCCUCCCAGAGCUGUACUACCCAGAGUGGUACCACCCAGGGCAAAACCUCUCAGAGCUGGACCAAUAACACCUCUGUCAUCAAUAACAGCUACGCUGGCGAUCUUGUCGGAGAUGUCGACGGUGUUGCCAGCCGUGUUGUUCACAACCUUACUCCAAGUUUGACGACUGUUCUCAACCCCGAGCGCAAACCGGCCGAUAUCCACGCCGCCAUCAAUGCUUGGCUGGAGGGCAAGGGCCGGCGGCCCAACAGUUUCUUGAAUGGCACGAUCUUCCCCGUCUUGGAUGGCUUGGAUGGUGCGAAGGCUACUGCCCCAAAGAAGAAGUGUGGCUCGCGCAAGCGGGUGUGA
This is a messenger RNA of Anthostomella pinea, 2193 nucleotides long. The record is from the annotation of a GenBank genome assembly. Lineage: Eukaryota; Fungi; Ascomycota; Sordariomycetes; Xylariales; Xylariaceae.